AUGAACACAAGUUCAUUCGAAGAUUUAGCUAAUGAUAUUCUUUCUGAAAUUAUUUAUUAUUUAUCUCCAACUGAUGUUCUUCAAUCAUUUUCAUCACUAAAUAAACGUUUUUCCAAUUUAAUAACAAAUGAACAUUUAUGGCACAUUUCUAUUGGCGAUUCCAGAAUGCCAUUGAUGAUAUUUAUUGAACAUAGUCAUAAUAUUUUGAAAUUAAUAGGAAAUCGAGUCAUCUCAUUACGGUUGAACUUAAUGAAUACUAUUGGAGGAUGGUCAAUUAUUUCAUCUUCACUUCAUUAUCAUCAAACAUUAUUACUUCGACGUUUACAUUUGAUCGAUAUUAAACCAAAUGAAUUUGAUAAAUUAUUAUCUAAUCAUUUCGUAAGACAGUUACAUACUUUAUUAGUUGAUGUGACACCUUCGAAUCCAUUUCGCAGUCUCAAAACUGAAGGAUUGCAUCUAGUUAAGGUAUGUUCACGAAUGCCACUUUUACGAAUCUGUCGACUUCCAUUCAAUUAUAACAAUCAAGAUGCGAUUGAAGUAGUAACUUAUCCAUUAAAAUCUUAUAUGAUGUUAUCAAGUUUAGUAAAUCCAAAUCAACUGCGUAACUUGUCUAUUGGUAUACAUUCAUCAUACUUUCUCGAACAGUUACUGUUAUGUAUACCGUUAAUUGAGAAACUUUCAUUUAGUAUAGAAGAUCAAGAUAUCAAUAUGAAUGGUGGAUAUAAUAAAAUUAUAUUACCUACAGCUAUUGAUGCUCAUCAUCUUAAACAUUUAUCUUCCCUGCAUAUGAAUUGUUUGAAUAAUAUUAGUUUUCAUCGAAUAGUUUCACUUUUAUCGUCUCUAUUUAAUCAACUUACUCAUUUAUUAUUGAAAUUAGAAGCAGAUACAUUAGUAUAUGGUUCAAUGAUUAUAUCAGGUGAUACUAUUCAAAAACUAAUUAUUGAUCGUCUUCAACGAAUGGCAACCUAUAGUCUUAAUCUAUUAUUAUAUGUUAAAAAUGAUUUAAAAGAAAAAAGGGUUUUUAAUUUAUUUCAUCGAAUGGAAUUUAUUCAACGAGAAAAACCGAAAGUUGUUAUAAGAGAAUGUUAUGAUCGCAGCAAUCUGGGUAGUGAUACACAUUGUUUUAUAGUAUUUACUCUGCCAUAUAAUGAUACAACUCUUUUAUCACACAUGUUUUCAAAUGAUUUUGAAAAAUCUUGUCAAAUAUCGAUGGCUGCAACAAAUUUGUUUCCGCAUACUGAUACUUUACGUCUAUAUGGUUAUAAGAAGACAAAUCGUAUUCGAGAUCUUGUCAAAUGUGAAUCUUCAGUGUCAUCAUUUAUUCCUUGGUCAUUAAUAUCAAAAAUUGAAAUAAACGAUAGUGAAGUUAUUACUCAACAUACAUUAAAGUCUUUAUUAGAAAAAGCGUAUAAUGUGGAUACAUUAGACAUAGUUGAUCAUAGAGGAAUUAUAAUUCGAACGAUGUUGUAUAACAAAGAGAAUUAUGGAACUCGUAUUAAUCAACAAGUAAGAGAAUUUUUUCAUUAA
Molecule: messenger RNA, 1527 nt
Organism: Adineta steineri
Lineage: Eukaryota; Metazoa; Rotifera; Eurotatoria; Adinetida; Adinetidae
Source: the annotation of a GenBank genome assembly